AUGUUCCGCGUCGACAAAUCUGGUGUCCGCGGCGUCGAUGGCGUGACGUUGCGGCAUACAGACCAGCGGACGCGACUCUGGUGGAGCUAUCCCGGUUUACGUUCCCUCAAUCUUUUGUUGCUAGGUUGUAUCGUUUGCGACAUGACCAAUGGCUACGAUGGCUCCAUGCUUAGCGGUCUGCAGAUUAUCGAUGCCUGGCAGGUUGCGCUGGGUAAACCUAAGGGGACACGCCUAGGUACUAUCACGAACGGCACUCGCUAUGGGCAACUCGCGGCUCUCCUUAUUGCAGCACCACUCAUGCAGCGUCUGGGCCGCCGGGUGCCUAUCAUGAUGGGAUCGUGCAUCCUGCUGGUCGGCGUGGCACUACAGGCCGCCUCGGUCAAUUACGACAUGUUUGUUAUCUCGCGCCUGCUCAUUGGAUUUGGAAACACAAUCCAACAAACGGCUUGCCCCAUUUUGGCCGCUGAGCUUGCCCAUCCCUCUCAGCGUACCCAGAUCAUUGGUAUCCAGAACACAACCGGCUCGCUUGGUCAGAUCAUGGCCGCCUGGAUCACCUACGGGACCUCAUUCAUGCUUUCAUCUUGGUCAUGGCGCUUGCCGUCGUUACUGCAGGCUGUAUCGUCCGUUUUCCAGCUCGUGAUGAUGAUACUUACACCCGAGAGCCCACGUUGGCUGGUGCACAAGGGCCGUCGCGAAGAGGCGUAUCGUAUUCUGACCAAGUACCACGCAGAGGGUGACGAAUCAUCACAGCUAUUGCAAUUCGAAAUGGCAGAGAUCGAAGCAGCUAUCGAGGUGGAGCGGGAGCAAGCGUUGACCUCGUGGAUGGAGUGGGUGCGCACUUCUGCCAAUCGGUACCGUCUCUUCAUCAUCAUGACAUCUGGCUUCAUUAUCCAGUGGUGCGGCAAUGCUCUCAUUACAUACUAUAUUCACCUGGUCUUUGAGUCAAUUGGCAUUAAAAGCUCCAAGGAGCAGUUGCUUAUCAAUGGCGGCAUGACAAUCAGCGGCUUUGUGUGGGGCAACGUAUGGUCUCAGCUUAUCGACAAGAUGGGCCGGCGGCCAAUGUUCCUGAUUGGCAUGGCUGGCAUGUUCGUCUCCUUUUUGAUGAUCACGGUCUUCACCGGCGUCAACGCGGGCAUUGACUACAGCAAUGGAGGCCUGGGUAACGCCACCAUUUUUGCUAUCUUCUUGUUCGGCUGCUUCUAUAAAAUGCCCGGCUGUAUGGUUCCUUCAUACGUUGCUGAAGUGUCACCAUUCAACCUUCGCGCUAAAGCGUUUGUCCUCAAUGGUUUUGCGGAUGCCGCGGCGAAUAUUUUCAGUGGUUAUACCAACCCCGUAGGCCUCGCAGCCAUCGGAUGGAAAUACUACAUUGUAUGGUGUUGUGUUUUGGUCAGCAACUUCACCAUCAUCUUUUUCUUUUAUCCGGAGACCAAGAAUCUCAGUCUUGAAGAGGUUGGCCAGCUAUUCGAUGGGCCGCCGAAGAACUCAGAGUCCAAAGUUGUUGCGCAAGACGAGGACAAAGAGCAUGAACCUCAUGUGACAAUGAUAGAGUGA
Penicillium verhagenii is the source of this 1551-nucleotide messenger RNA. RefSeq lists its product as uncharacterized. Gene Ontology annotation, cellular component: membrane. Gene Ontology annotation, biological process: transmembrane transport; carbohydrate transport. The record is from RefSeq and is a predicted model, not a curated record. Lineage: Eukaryota; Fungi; Ascomycota; Eurotiomycetes; Eurotiales; Aspergillaceae. The transcript has a single exon. Gene Ontology annotation, molecular function: carbohydrate:proton symporter activity. The coding region runs from base 1 to 1551 and encodes 516 amino acids.